Molecule: messenger RNA, 1812 nt
Organism: Babesia sp. Xinjiang
Lineage: Eukaryota; Apicomplexa; Aconoidasida; Piroplasmida; Babesiidae
Product: Nucleolar protein 56
Exons: 1
Coding region: 1-1812 (603 amino acids)
Cellular component (GO): small-subunit processome; box C/D methylation guide snoRNP complex
Molecular function (GO): snoRNA binding
Source: RefSeq, a predicted model, not a curated record
AUGGAGAAGACAUAUUUCCUAUUCGAGACCGCGGCAGGCUAUGCCCUGUAUCUUGUCAACCAAUGGGAACAGAUUGGUCAUAUUGAUGCCAUGGAAGAGGUGUGCUGUUCUGCGGAUCGUUUUAAGGAAGCAGUACAGUUCAAAGCAUUCCAACCAUUCACCACCGCAUCAGAUGCGCUGGAGAACAUACGCGCUGUAGUUGACGGUGAGGUUACCGCUAUGCUUAGUGCAUUCCUAGGCCUUAAUAUGCCAAAGAAAGGAGCACAACUUGCAGUUGUAGACCCAGCACUUGGCAAAUCACUAACGGCAAAGGGAUUGAAGGUUGUAUAUGAUCCCAAUGUCAUUGAGCUUGUCAGAGGCUGCCGUCAGCAUGAGAUGAAAAAUAUCGCGAAACUUGCAUCAGGAGCAAGUGCAUUUGAUAUGGAUAAGUUCCAUGUGGGUCUCGGACAUAACUUCAGCCGCUCGAAACUACAAAUCGACCCUAGGAGACAUGAUAAACCUGUAAUCAACUGUGUGGCAUUGCUAGAUUCACUUACCAAGAACCUUAACUCAUUCGCCAUGAGGGUGAGAGAAUGGUACGGUUGGCAUUUUCCAGAACUUGUCAAAAUAGUACCUGAUAACAAAUUAUACUGUCAAGUGGUACGCAUAAUACAAUGCAAAAACAAGUUCGACUGGGAUACUCGUAUUAACGAACUUAAGGAAAUCAUACCUGAUGAUGAGGUUAUUGCUAACAUCAACAAGGCUGCAAGACAAUCUAUCGGUCAUGAACUAACUGAUGCGUGUAUGGAAAAUAUAUUCAAUUUUACUACACAAGUGGUCAAAUUAGAAGAAAUGAGAGAACGUCUCAAUGACCAUCUGUCUAACAAACUUAUGGUCACAGCACCGAACCUUAGUACACUCGCGGGAAAUAUACUUACAGGACGACUCAUUAGUCAUGCAGGUUCAUUGGUUAACCUUGCGAAAAUGUCAGCAAGCUCUAUUCAAAUUUUGGGCGCCGAGAAGGCACUAUUCCGUGCACUAAAAACCAGGUCGAAUACCCCAAAAUAUGGACUUAUAUUCCAAUCUACAUUUAUAGGUAAAGCUAGUGUGAAACACAAGGGGCGUGCUGCCCGAUACCUGGCUAAUAAAUGUGCUCUCGCUGCUAGACUUGACUGUUUCUGCGAUGUUAACACCGACGUUUAUGGUAAACGUAUGGUGGAGCUUCUGGGAAAACGCAUGGAGUAUCUUGCUGGCGGACCGCCACAUGAGACCAGUAUCGACGUUAUGCACGCUGCUUCGAAGGAGUACCAAGCGAUCAAGGCGAAGGUGGCCACUGAGAAGAGGAAACGUAGCGACGUGCAGAAAGAACACGAUGUCGCCUCGGCGGAUACCAAGAAUAUAUCGGAAGUUACCAUGGGAGAUGCUGUGACGGCUGAACAACCUAGUAAGAAAAGUAAAAAGCAAAAGAAGAAAGACAUCGGCGUGGAAAGUGCUGUGGUUGACGGUACGUCAGUUGAUAAAAAGUCAAAGAAGAAGAGGGAAAAGAGUGAAGAGGAGGCGAAAUCGCCCAAGAAGCAGAAGUUAGAAAAGUCACAAACUGAUGACACAAGAGCCUCAAAGAAGAAUGUGACGAAGACUGAAGAAUCUCAAGGUACUCCAGAAUCACCAAAAGAGGCUGCUAAACCUGAAGUGAAAUCUGAACCUGUGUCAGAAGUUCCCAAGAAAAAGAAAGAAAAAAAACAAAAGAAGGCUGCUACGGUGGAAGCCGACACCAGCGAGCCUUCGGAGAGCCCUAAAAAGGCCAAAAAGUCUAAGAAAAAGGCAGUAGAAUAG